GUCCCGCGGCCGCCGCCCGCCGCAGACAGCGCGGCGAGGGGCCGCCGAUGCCCGAGACGGAGCCGGGGCUGGUGGCGGUGCGGAGCGCAGCGCACCUUGGGCAUGAAUGAAGAAAAUACUUCCUCUGAAGAAUAAAAAUACUUGAUGGUGGGAGAACCUUUAAAACACCUUUACCUUCAAAGCUGGAGAAAAGUAUGAAGAAACACUCCAUCUGAUUCCCUGAGCAUCUCACAAAGAACACACAAUGGCUCAUUACAAAAAAACUGUUGUUAGUAUCUUGGAGGAGUGGUGUUUGAAGGAACCACUGUUUGGUUGCAAACAGCACCAGAACGUUAGGAAAAAACUAAGACUGAUAAGAAUAAUAGGGCUUCUUGUGAGUGUAGUGGCCAUUAGUACUUUCUCUCUUUCAAUUAGUGCCUUUUUCAAGACGGAACUACAUAGCAAGGUGUUGGCCAGUAGCCUAGAUAGCCAAAAGCAGGCGCAUGGUCACCAAAGAACUCUGUUGGAUUUCAAGGAACAGAAUGAAGACAGUGCUCCAGAUCCACCUACUUCCAUGAAAUAUGAAGCCGAGCAUGGCAAUGCAACAGAUCAUGCCAAGGGAGAGUACCCAGAGGACCUAUUCUCUCUUGAAGAAAGAAGAAAGGGUGCAGUGAUCCUCCAUGUGAUUGGAAUGAUUUAUAUGUUCAUAGCCUUAGCCAUAGUCUGUGAUGAGUUCUUCGUUCCUUCCUUGACUGUCAUCACUGAAAAGCUGAGUAUAUCUGAUGAUGUGGCAGGGGCAACCUUUAUGGCUGCUGGUGGCUCGGCCCCAGAACUCUUCACUUCUUUAAUAGGAGUGUUUAUAUCCCACAGCAAUGUUGGCAUUGGGACAAUAGUGGGAUCUGCCGUGUUCAAUAUCCUGUUUGUUAUUGGAAUGUGUGCUUUAUUUUCUAGAGAGAUCUUGAACCUUACUUGGUGGCCACUCUUUCGAGAUGUGUCGUUUUACAUUGUUGACUUGAUCUUGCUAAUCAUUUUUUUUCUGGAUAACUUAAUCAUGUGGUGGGAAAGCUUAACGCUCCUGACAGCAUAUUUUUGCUAUGUGACUUUCAUGAAGUUCAACGUUCAAGUAGAAGAAUUGGUGAAAAAAUUUUUGAACAGGAACAAGGUUGAGAAGGUUACAGCAGCAGAUGCUGAAGGAAAGUCACCUACUGCUGGCGACAAGGAUGACCAAACACUGACGACCAAGCCACGUCUCCAACGGGGAGGAAGCUCUGCAUCUCUCCACAACAGUCUAAUGAGGAACAGUAUCUUCCAGCUCAUGAUUCACACACUUGACCCACUCGCUGAAGAGCUUGGAUCAUAUGGAAACCUAAAAUAUUAUGACACAAUGACUGAAGAAGGAAAAUUCAAGGAAAGGGCCUCAAUUCUACAUAAGAUUGCCAAAAAGAAGUGCCAGGUGGAAGACAGUGAAAGACAGAAUGGAGCUGCUAAUCACGAAAAAAGUGCAAAAGUAGAAGUUGAAAUAACACCACCAAGUGAUUCAGGACCAGUGCAGAAUGGAAUCGCCCAUAAUGUUGAAGAAGAGAAUGAAGAGGAUGAGGACCAGCCACUCAGCCUGGCCUGGCCUGACACCCCACGCAAGCAGCUCACCUACCUUGUUGUGUUACCCAUUGUGUUUCCACUGUGGGCUUCACUCCCGGAUGUCAGAAAUCCCAGGUCAAGAAAAUUUUUCCCUAUCACAUUUUUUGGCUCAAUCAGUUGGAUUGCAUUUUUUUCUUACUUAAUGGUCUGGUGGGCACAUCAGGUUGGAGAAACCAUUGGUAUUAGUGAAGAAAUCAUGGGAUUGACUAUUUUAGCUGCUGGCACAUCCAUUCCUGACCUUAUUACCAGUGUUAUUGUAGCACGCAAAGGUCUGGGGGACAUGGCAGUAUCCAGUUCUGUUGGAAGCAACAUAUUUGACAUCACAGUGGGCCUGCCUCUUCCAUGGCUCCUGUAUGCUAUGAUUAACAACUUUGCCCCAGUGACAGUCAGCAGCAAUGGUCUAUUCUGUGCGAUUGUCCUUCUCUUCAUCAUGCUGCUCUUUGUCAUUCUCUCCAUCGCUUUCUGCAAGUGGAGGAUGAAUAAAAUUCUGGGCUUUCUCAUGUUUGGGCUUUAUUUUGUGUUCCUGAUUGUCAGCGUCCUCCUGGAGGACAAAGUGAUCCAGUGCCCUGUCUCCAUCUAGUGGAAAUGCUGUUUCCUGAGGAAAAAAAAAAAAAAAAAAGAAAAAAAAAAAAAAGAAAAAAGAAAAAAGAUAGAUGUUUAUUUAUUCAAAAUAUAUCUAUAUAUCAAAAUGAAACAGCAAAAACAAAACAAAAACAAAACAAGCAAACAAAAACAAUGGAAAGAUUUGUAAAUCUCCUAUUCCUCGGCUUUAAAAGAGAAAGAAAAAGAUACAAAGGGAGGAACUCGGAGUGAAGACUGAUUGCUGCUGGACAGUGCGGAUGCAUACGAAGGGCUGAGGCCAGCUGCGCCAACGUUUUCUUUGUUUGCUGCAGAACAACCUCGUCCCUCAGUACUGGGGAUGCUGCACACACACUGAGAUGGUGAAAGCUAUUCUUUCUUCUAUGCCUACGGUACAUAUCCACAGACUACUUUUUCUCUGUAGUAGUAUACACAGACACACAGAGUAUUCAUUUCUUGAAGCUAUAAUCUUCUAAAGGGGAAUGCUAAUAUUGACUUGGGGAGGGACCACCCUCCCACACACACCUCGGCAUGGGAUUUAUCUGAUGAUCUGCUGAUGCUGCUGAAUGGAAAGCAUUCACUGAGUGCAUGAGUCACAGACAGGGAAGAUCCUGCAUGUCUCUUCAUUUAGGUGGACUUAUAUGAUGUGAUUUCAGCAGAGCUGGGGAGUUAUCAGUGUAUGAUCUUCUGCAUCACAGUGCUAUAAAGGCCAUUGGCAGGAUGUUACUGAUGAUUUACUACAUCUUGCAAAACGCUUCAGACUGCUGAAAUUCCAGCUCUAGCACUGAAGGGACAAUGUUGGCUGGCCAUUUUGUGACUGAUGCAGAUUUUCACUCUAUUCACAGGCAAAGCCUGUCUGGGGAUUUGCUCUUUACUCUAAUACCAAUGCAGCAUGCAAAGAGAUGAUACAACUACUAUGUGAACACAACAUUUUUUCUAAUGCAGCAAUACUAACAACAGCACCAAUGGCUUUCAGAUGCUGUUACCAUUAUAAAUUUGCCUUUUGAUGCCAGAAAAGAAAGGCUUAUUUGCUUAUGCAUAGUAUUUCAUACAGAAAAUAGAGGUAGUUGUCAAGUGGCAGCCUAAAUGCUGAAGUGGAUAUAUAUUUUACAAGCUAUCUUUGUCCAUUACUUGAAGUGUAAGGACCUUCACAGCUACAUAUAGACAUUAUUGCAAAAAAUACCCAGCUGGUAUACAAAGCUGAGGCAGUUCUAAUCGCUUAUAUAAAUCUUGAGACUAGGUAGGAGAAACUAACAGUUUAAAUAUAGUGGAGCUGCAGGAAACCUACAUGAAAAUUUUCAUUUUUGCUGGAAGAGUGAAUGUCUAAAGAAGUCUGGGAAAGAGUGAAGAUGCAAUAUCUUACUGAAAUCCUGACAGGAUGAGGAGGUCCAAACUGAGAACAAAGAGAGAGAGAGAGAAAGAAAGAGAGAAAGCAAUGCAGUGCUCGUAUUUCCUGUAGAGUGUAUGAUUUUAAAAAAUGGGAGAACUGGAACAGGUGUUAAGAAAUUAUUCCAGAUAAUUGGUGUUUGUUUCUUCAAGUCUUUCUUUGCAGUUAGAGUUCAUGAAAUUUCAGCAUAUAUCUAUGACCUGUUUCAGCAUUGUUCUGUAUUUGUAUUGUGCUCACAAUGGCAAUGCAAUGCUCACAGCUGUGCAACAGAAGGCUCAGCACAUUUUGUCUUGUCUGUUUUUCUGAUGCUGUCACCAUGCUUUCCUGCCUGUGUUCCAUGCUGUUUGCUUUUCACUCAUCCCCUUUGUGGUCUACUGUAUUCCUAUUAUCUGUGUUUGUAUAUAUAACAGUAGCCAGCUAGAGAAUAAGGACUUGACAGAAAACAGCAGUAGAGAAAACCAUAAGAAAUACAUAUUAAAAAUUAUUGAAAUAUUAAGAUUGUGAGAUAUUAUUUAAAAUACGAGAUACUACUGAGUAAAAAGCAAGAAAACUAGGAGUCACAAUGUCUACUGCUCAUGUCUUAUCCUAAAGUAUUAAGUCCUAUAUAAAGAAUUACAUUCAGAAACACUAUUUGAUCUUAACCAUGCACUUACAACAGCUCUUGCUCCUUCACACGCCUCUCUCGUCGGGAGCACAAAAUCGUCAGUGAUGUAUUUAAGAUCCUUCAUUGCUCCAGAAUCCUUACUUGUAUUAACUAUAGUGCUUUCAGUCUCGUAACAUUUGUUUCUAUGGGUGCACUCAAAGGUAAGAUGUACAUACAUACAGUGCCCUCUGCUGAAAAGAAUAGCAAUCCUGCAAAAGAUAAUCUGUGACCCACAUUGUGAGCUCAAAUGAAGCAGGUGUCCCAAAAUACAGAGCUGACUCUACAGUAUAAUCUGUCCCAGAAGAUUCACCAAAUGCUUUCUGUUGCUGAUGACAGUGCUCAGAACAGGCUUUCAGUAUGACCCAAGCGAUUCUUUUGCAGGUGAGCAGAAUAAGGCAGCGUGAUCUAAAAGACCAUGUGCAGGGUUGCGAUAGGUCUGUGUAUAUGGCGACUUAACAAUAAUCAAAGAUUCUCAGACUCACUGGUCUACCUUUCAAAUCAAGAAAACAAGGAAGGACAAGAGCCUGAUCUCUGUUCAGUGCAUUACUCCUGCUUUUUUUCUUCUGGCUUCAUAUACACCACAUUGUAAUUCCUGCAAUGAAAAGAAAAAAGCCCUGCAUGACCUGGGGAGUUGUAAGAGCACACUGGUGUGUACAGCAAGGCAUGGGCAGCAACAGCAGAGACAACAGGCAGGUGGGGAGAAAGGAGUAGCUGAUUGAAAGCCCUACACACGGUGAGUAUUUCAGUCCAAAGCUGGCGUGAACAACUUGAAGGAAGACUUUUAUGUGUAGGGCUAAGGCUCAUAUCCUGUAACGGCAUUCAUACACUGUCUUAAAAUAUCUGAUUCAUUUAUUUCCUGGAGGAUGUUGGCUGUGUCUGCUUACCCCUAUCAAUGUAUUUAUCUUGGAAGGUAUUAGAAGUAAUUUUCUACCCCUGAGGAAUGAGACAGCUCACAGCUCCCACUGCCUUGCCUCUGCUGGGCAGAUCAUUAUUCAAAUGGCUGAAUAACUCUGCUAUGGGUGGCAGCUCAGCUGCAGAGGUAAUGGGGGAGAUUUCAGGUCUGUGGUGCAUCUGGAGGAGGCUGUUUGUGAAAGCUGGUUAUGCUGCACAAGAAAGACAGUCGUUUGCAUAAUUGCUGGAGUAAGCUGUUUCAGGAUCCUUGCAAAAGUGUGUGUUCUUUGGUUUUAAGACAACAGCUGUGCUGAUAGAGGAAAGAGAGGAAUGAGAGAAGGGAAACCUUUUAUCCCGUGCAGGAGGAAUUUGAAAAUCAUCAGCUGGAGAGCUGGAAGGACAGCUGGCAGCUGCUGCAACCCAGUGACUGGAUGCUCAUAGUCUGUCCCAGCUCAGCGCCACCAUAAGGCACACCACUUGCUAGGACACUCCUAUUUCACACUGACAGCAAAUUUAGCAAUUGUUGAAUUGCCAUGCUUUAACAGUAAUAUCACUUUGGCUUUCUCUCUUAGAAUUCACUGACUGUUUUUCCAGUAUAAGGUGUUUCCCAUUGUUCAUAACUUUUUCACUGUUGGAUCUGUGACCAUUUCUCAGAAUUGUACACCUGGAAAUCAAAAUUAAAUUUCUGUUUUAGACAGGCAAAGUUUCGAAUGACUUCAUUAGGAAACUGGUCCUGCAAUCUGCCUGAAUUCUGCUGUGCAUUAAUCAGCAUGGAAGUCUGUUCAUGUAUCUGUAUGCCGGUUCUUAUUUAUUCAGUUGAUGUCUGCAUAACCCUCAUGAAGCAUAAAUUUAUAAUAUAGAAAUUGGUGUUACAGUAAAAAUCCUGUUUGUUGCUUAGCAUUUUCUGGCCAACCCCAUGUUGGCAACACCUGUAGUAAGGUAAGAGUACAGGAUAAGGCUUCAGUUUAAGUAGACACCUCUCCAUAGCACCACACCUGAACAGAGCCAGUGUUGGAUAUGUUUUUUUGGAAGGGAUUCCAGUAACAUUUGAGCAUGAUUAUGGAUCAGAUUAUAACCUGUUGUAAACAUUUUUGGCACUGUCUUCAUUGGAACUAAAGAAGAGAAUGGGCCCCACCUG
Messenger RNA from Cygnus olor (mute swan), 6255 nucleotides. RefSeq names its product solute carrier family 24 member 2 (gene SLC24A2). The record is from RefSeq and is a predicted model, not a curated record. Gene Ontology annotation, molecular function: calcium, potassium:sodium antiporter activity; calcium channel activity. Gene Ontology annotation, biological process: long-term synaptic depression; intracellular calcium ion homeostasis; calcium ion transmembrane transport. The transcript is spliced from 11 exons. Lineage: Eukaryota; Metazoa; Chordata; Aves; Anseriformes; Anatidae. Gene Ontology annotation, cellular component: membrane. The coding region runs from base 245 to 2197 and encodes 650 amino acids.